Messenger RNA from Daldinia childiae, 891 nucleotides. RefSeq lists its product as uncharacterized. The record is from RefSeq and is a predicted model, not a curated record. NCBI's taxonomy places the organism in Eukaryota, Fungi, Ascomycota, Sordariomycetes, Xylariales, Hypoxylaceae. The transcript is spliced from 2 exons. The coding region runs from base 1 to 891 and encodes 296 amino acids.
AUGGCUUCGUCGUUGGAGUGUGAGGCUAAGCAGGCGGUGGAUCCGGAGGGAAUGCCACCUCUAAGCCCAACUAUAUCCUCAUUGAGCGAAGACGCAGAAACCAUGACGGGAACUCGACGGGAGCUCGACGAAGACGCUCUUUCUAUCCUAUCUAAAGAAUCUUGUCCAGACCACGCCGGGCGUAAGACAUUCACCGUCCCGAUCGACGAGCCAGCGAAGACGGUGUACGAAGCAUGGAUGGUUCUCGAUAGCGGAGGUACCAUUGACCGAGUUGCCUGGAAGACGUUCUGUGGUAUCAAGUUCGGUAGCAAAUGGAAGAGCUACAACGACGGGUUCCUGACUAUCGAACCCCUGACAUCUUACGCUCAAGAAGAGUUGGCCGAAUUGCACGAGAACGCUAUUCAAGAAUACAGUGCCAAAAGCUCUAAGAAAGGAAAAUCGUACGCCCAAGACCUCGCCAACCGGGUCUUCCGUCUCAAUGCGGGAGUGUAUAACCAAAUCCAGUUUGUCAUAGACAACAAGCUCAGGUCAACAAACAAGACUCCGUUCCGCCGGCGUGACUGGCAAGUCGUAUUUCUCGAGGAGGGCGAGUUCCAGAUGACGGAGCUACUCCCGGAGCGCAAGAAGAAGGGCCUAUUCCGUCGUCGCCAAGAGAAACCGGCCGUACUUAAAUAUUUCAUCGUCCUUCGGGGCGAGGAGGUCAAGUCGGCGAAAGAGAGGGACGGCUGGCGGACGUUCAACCCUCACUCUAACCCCUGGUGGCGGGUUGAUGGGCAGGAGACCUCUGAGGCGCGAAGAAGUCAUCGCGAUCACGUAAAGAGAGUCGACCAGGCGCUCGGUGGAAACCGUGAUCCUAUCGUUCUCAACAUGGGAAACAGGCCGAGAAUUUAG